Messenger RNA from Phoenix dactylifera (date palm), 2423 nucleotides. RefSeq names its product ABC transporter G family member 6-like. Gene Ontology annotation, biological process: transmembrane transport. Gene Ontology annotation, molecular function: ABC-type transporter activity; ATP hydrolysis activity; ATP binding. The record is from RefSeq and is a predicted model, not a curated record. Gene Ontology annotation, cellular component: membrane. NCBI's taxonomy places the organism in Eukaryota, Viridiplantae, Streptophyta, Magnoliopsida, Arecales, Arecaceae.
GAGCUCAGAAGCCAAGCCAACGGUUGUCCUCCCAGGAGAAGAAAGAAACGAAACCUCUUCCGACCUCUCACUCUUCCAUCCUUCCUCACGGCUUUCGUGUUGGAUUCUACCGCCGGAUCCUUCCGUGACGCCGAGUCAUUUACUAUAAAGGGACCGAUCAACACCCUAUAUAUGUCCCGGUUCGUAGACAAGCUUCCCUACUUCGACCGGCGGUCACCACUGAUGGAAGAAGCCGAGGACAUCACCCGCAGCGGGCUCCUCGUCCGCCACUCCCGCCCCUCCUCCCCCCUGUGCGAGCUCCUCGAGCCCGUCGGCGAGAGCACCGACCGCUCCCCUCCCCACCGCGUGCUCGAGCUUGGCGACAGGGGAAGCCCUCCCAGCGGCGGUGACCUCAGCCCCUGUCCGCUCCCCUUCAUCCUCUCCUUCACCGACCUCACUUACAGCGUCAAGAACCCCAGGAAGCUCUCCUUCUUCCCGACGUUCCUCCGCGGGAACCGCCUCGCCACGGACCUGGUCACUGCCGGCGAGGGACCCGAGGCCUUCGCCCGGACCAAGACUCUCCUAGACUCGAUCUCCGGCGAGGCCAGAGAGGGGGAGAUCUUGGCCGUCCUGGGGGCGAGCGGGUCCGGCAAGUCUACCCUCAUCGACGCUCUGGCAGACAGGAUCGCCAGGGAGAGCUUGAAAGGCUCUAUCACUCUCAACGGAGAAAACCUCGACGGCCGGCUUUUGAAGGUGAUUUCGGCCUACGUGAUGCAAGACGACCUCCUGUUCCCGAUGCUGACGGUGGAGGAGACGUUGAUGUUCUCGGCGGAGUUCCGGCUGCCACGCACGCUCUCCUCUGCCCAGAAGCGGGCGCGGGUGCAGGCGCUCAUCGACCAGCUAGGCCUCCGGCAGGCGGCCAACACCAUCAUCGGCGACGAGGGCCACCGCGGCGUCUCCGGCGGGGAGCGCCGACGUGUAUCCAUCGGCAUAGACAUCGUCCACGACCCUAUCGUCCUCUUCCUCGACGAACCCACCUCGGGCCUCGACUCCACCAGCGCGUUCAUGGUCGUCAAGGUCCUCCAACGCAUCGCCCACGGCGGCAGCAUCGUCAUCAUGUCCAUCCACCAGCCCAGCUACCGCAUCCUUGGCCUUCUCGACCGUCUGCUCUUUCUCUCCCGGGGCCAGACCGUCUACAGUGGGGCCCCCGACGGGCUCCCCUCCUUCUUCUCCGACUUCGGCCACCCGAUACCGGAGAACGGGAACGCGACCGAGUUCGCCCUCGACCUCAUCCGCGAGCUUGAAAGCACCCCCACCGGCGCCAGGUCCCUCGUCGAGUUCAAUAAAUCCCGGCAAGCUGCGAAGCCUUCCAUGACCGCCGCCGCCACCGAGAAGCCGUCGCUCUCCCUGAAAGAUGCCAUCAGCGCCAGCAUCUCACGUGGCAAGCUCGUCUCCGGCGCCACCGACGGCACCGGCCCGGCCUCGUCCGUGCCGACGUUCGCCAACCCGUUCUGGAUCGAGAUAGCGGUGCUGACCAAGCGGUCGGCCACCAACACCCGUCGCAUGCCGGAAUUAUUCGGCAUCAGGCUCGGCGCUGUGAUGAUGACCGGAUUCAUUUUGGCCACCAUCUUCUGGCGGCUCGACAAUUCCCCGAAGGGAGUGCAAGAACGUCUCGGCUUCUUCGCCAUCGCCAUGUCGACCAUGUUCUACACCUGCGCCGACGCGCUUCCCGUCUUCCUCCAAGAACGCUACAUCUUCAUGCGAGAGACGGCGUAUAACGCUUAUCGCCGCUCGUCCUACGUCCUCUCCAACGCCAUCGUCAGCUUCCCGCCACUGGUCGUCCUCUCCAUCGCCUUCGCACUCACCACAUUCUUCGCAGUCGGGCUUUCAGGCGGUGCAACAGGGUUCUUCUUCUUCUUCUUAAUAAUUUUAGCUUCCUUCUGGGCCGGGAGUGGCUUCGUGACGUUCCUCUCCGGCGUCAUAUCGCACGUAAUGGUCGGAUACACUGUGGUGGUGGCCAUACUGGCCUACUUCCUUCUCUUCAGUGGCUUCUUUAUAAACCGGGACCGGAUUCCGGACUACUGGAUUUGGUUCCACUAUCUAUCCUUAGUGAUGUAUCCCUAUGAAGCAGUGCUACAGAAUGAGUUUGAUGAUCCGACGAAGUGCUUCGUUAGAGGAGUUCAGAUCUUCGACAACACGCCGGCGGCGAGCUUGCCGACGGCCACGAAACUGAACGUGCUGAAGGCUAUGAGCAGCGCCCUGGGAACGAACUUGACCAGCAAUACAUGCAUCACGACGGGCCCCGAUAUAUUGAAGCAGCAGGGGGUUACUGAUAUCAGCAAGUGGAACUGUUUGUGGGUAACCGUGGCCUGGGGGUUCUUCUUUAGAGUGCUCUUCUACUUCACACUGCUUGUGGGGAGCAAAAACAAGAGGAGGUAGAUACA